AUGAACACUUUUCACAAUCCUUUAACAAUCCUCCUCCUACUCAUAUUCAUUACAUUUACAUUAGACUUUGUGGCUGCAUUACGACAACUUGAACCACCAAACCCGGAUGAAAUUACAAAAGGUAUGAUACCGUCAAGGUCAACUGUCGAACCAGAACCUACAAAAUCUAAAUACAGAGGGAAAUCGAUUGGUGGAAUUUCAGGAUUAUUGGGUGGUCUUUCUACACCAACUUCUUCAAUUAUGGACAAUAAUAUUCAUCAUCAAGCAACUCCUAUUUUAUCAAAUUCUAUAAAUACAAUGCCUUCUACAAGACCUGUUUCAUUUACUCCAAAUCGUAUUCUUUCUAAUGAAGUUCCUAAAGAAACGCAAAAUCCAACCCCUUUUCAUAGCAAUUUGGAAAAUUCUGGUAUUUUUAAUGGUGGUGAAACCGCAUAUUCAUGGAUGGUUCUAAGUGUUGUUUGUGCUUUUUUAAUUGGGUUUAUUGGAUUUUUAUCGGUUUAA
Molecule: messenger RNA, 501 nt
Organism: Cetraspora pellucida
Lineage: Eukaryota; Fungi; Glomeromycota; Glomeromycetes; Diversisporales; Gigasporaceae
Source: the annotation of a GenBank genome assembly